Eupeodes corollae is the source of this 1034-nucleotide messenger RNA. RefSeq lists its product as uncharacterized. The transcript is spliced from 2 exons. The record is from RefSeq and is a predicted model, not a curated record. NCBI's taxonomy places the organism in Eukaryota, Metazoa, Arthropoda, Insecta, Diptera, Syrphidae. Bases 438 to 1034 code for a protein of 198 amino acids.
CCUAUUAUAGCUAUCAACUAUCAACUAGAUACUUGAUACAUAACAAUAUUUUUGAUGCAUUGGUAUUAUGGCUAUCAACUAUCAACUUUGUUGAUGAACUGUGAAUUUUAUCAUUAUUGUGAAUGAUUUUUUGAGAUUACUUGGUAUUACGGAUAUCAGAAAAAUAGAUACACAUCAAUUAUCAUAUCAACCACAAAUUCUUGGUUGAUACGUCUCAAAUAAAUUUAGAAAAAAUUAUAAAAGGUACGUUUUUUUCAUUCUCUCCAUAGAAUAAAAUAUAAAUUUAAAGAAACAGCGAUUUGUACGCAUUUUUUUUUUUUAAAUUACUUUUUAUUGACGAUUUUUAAUUCGGUUGCUUUAGGAAUAUUUUCGCAUGCAAACAAAAAACUUAUAUUUCAGGAUUUUCAAAGGCAAAAAAAAAUUUAAGAAAUUAUAUUAUGAUUUCGACGGAAUUGUUUUUUGAAGGGAGUUAUGAUGAAGUUAACGCAAGUCAGCAGCUCAAAAUACGCAGAGCAUUACGUGAUUCUUCCAACCCAAUGGAUUUGGACGAACACAUAUUCAUUCAAAACUUCAGGCUUUCCAAACAAGCCUUCCUGGAGGUGUUAAACGAUAUUGGGGAAAAACUUAAACCGAUCAAAAGCCAGCAGUCCAUUCCAAAUGUACUAAAACUAGCAGCGGUUUUAAAAUUCUUUGCCCAAGGAAGUUACCAAUUGAGCGUAGGAAACGACUUUAAUAUUGGUAUGGCACAACCAACAGUGUCAGUCGUUCUUAGUGAACUGCUUGGUGUAUUGGAGAAUUAUAUUUGUCCAAAAUGGAUUAAAUUUCCAUACUCCCAAGAAGAAGAACGUAGGGCUAAAAUUUAUUUUUUCGAAAAAUGUGGCAUUCCAAAUGUAGUCGGAGCUGUUGAUGGAACGCACGUUAAAAUUCUCGGACCGAAAAAGGAUCUUCGGCAUGUUUAUUAUAAUAGAAAAGGCUAUUAUAGUAUAAAUGCUAUGCUUGUACGUUUUGUUUCACCAUAUCAUGUUACCGCAUAA